AUGGCAACAAAAACAAGAGACUCGAGUGUGGUGGGAAAGGAGAAGAAGGUUUCAUCUUCAAAUUCUGCGACAACAAGUACCAAAAAGACCCUAACCAAGCCAUCCUCAACGAACAAGGCCACCUCAAAUCAAUCAACAGAUAAACAAAUCCCUAACUAUCUGAAGCCCACAUUAAGCUCAAUACGCCUUGAAACCCACUCCUCCUUCAAGCUUCCUAAGAAUGAUCCUCCCACCAAACCCACCCUAAAUCGAAGAAGAUCUUUGGACCCAUCAUCAUCAUCUUCAAGGGUACCCAAACAAGCAUAUUCAUCAUCUGUUUCAAGACAACAUAAGGCCCUUGUGUCCCCUGGUCCACGGGAAAGGUCCCUACCAUUUCGAGCUUCGAGUGCGCCAAGUAAAACUACUCUUAACCCAUCAAAACCCGUUCCAGAGAGGCUUUCAAAGACCCCAGUAGGAGGAAGAACUCAAUCACUAAGUGGGAAGACGGUUAAGAAGAGCAACAAUAACGUUUCUACUUCAAAUCCUAAAAAGGUAAUAACUCGUCAUGCUUCUGUUGACUCAAAUAACAUUUCAGAGAGUAGCAAUACUUCUGAAACAGAAGAUAAAGAACCUGUAAAUGAAGUGGUUGAAGAAGUGGAAAAAGUGGAGAAUCUAGAAGAACUCACACAUCAAGUCAUUGACUCUGAACAUGAAAAUGAAAAUGAAAAUGAGCAUGAUCAUGAUCAUGGAAAGCAAGGAAAAGAACAUGAACAUGAUCCUAAAGAGAAUGAGGAUGAUCAUGAUAAUGAAAAAUAUGAGAAAAAGCAUGAUCAUGAAGAGUGUAAGCAAAAGCUUGAGGAAACUGAUCACCCUCAUGUUCAGGAGGAUGGUGAGAAGGAUAUUCCUAAUGUCUUAGAAGAAGACCAACUAAAAGAGAAUGAUAAUACAAACCAAGAUGAAUGCAACAUUGAAGAGAGUCAUUCAGAAAAUGAUAAUACAAAUCAAGAUGAAUGUAACAUUAGAGAGAGUCAUACAGAAAAUGAUAAUAUAAAGCAAGAUGAAUGUAACAUAAAAGAGAGUAAUUCAGAAACUGAUAAUGCAAACCAAGAUGAAUGCAACAUUAAAGAGAGUCAUUCAGAAGUUGGUCAUGCAACAAUUGAUGAAGUUGAGGUCAAAGAAGAAGAACGGGAACAAAAACAAGGACAAGAAAAAGAAGAAGGUGAGGUUGUAAUAGAAGAUUAUGAAACUGAGACCAACAAUGAAAAAGAGGCCGUGGACGAGAAAAAAGGAGUUGAAGAAGAAGGAACAAGUGAAGAGAUUAAAGAAUCAAGGGAAGGAGAAGAUAAACAAGAAGAUAAACAAGUAGAGAGUGAAUUUGAAGAUGAAAAAGUUGAGCUAAUAAAGCAAGUACAAGCAAGUGAUGAGGUGCAAGGACAGAAAGAGGCUCACACUUCAGUAUUCAACGAUGCCAUUGAAGAGAAUACGAACAAGCUAUUGGAAGACAGGAGGAAUAGAGUAAGAGCAUUAGCUGGAGCAUUUCAAAAUGUCAUUGACCAUCAAAAAACCAAGUGA
Sphenostylis stenocarpa is the source of this 1551-nucleotide messenger RNA. NCBI's taxonomy places the organism in Eukaryota, Viridiplantae, Streptophyta, Magnoliopsida, Fabales, Fabaceae. The record is from the annotation of a GenBank genome assembly.